Schistocerca cancellata (South American locust) is the source of this 795-nucleotide messenger RNA. RefSeq lists its product as uncharacterized. The transcript is spliced from 3 exons. The coding region runs from base 296 to 712 and encodes 138 amino acids. Lineage: Eukaryota; Metazoa; Arthropoda; Insecta; Orthoptera; Acrididae. The record is from RefSeq and is a predicted model, not a curated record.
GCUAGAGUUGCAGAAUGUUGAAUAUGAAUGUAAUAGCUGUCAGAGAGUGGUUGAAAGUUCUGGUGUUCAGCUGAUUUGAGUUUUGGUUGAAAUUAUUUAUGGAGAGGUUCAUGGGCAAGUGACUGAGCAGGUACUGAUCCGUAUAACUGGUCAGAAAAACUCUGGCUUGGAUGAAAUUAUGCCUACAGUCUCCAAUGCAUUGAUCGAUCUUUUGAAAUCGAUGAGACAUGGAGAGAAUGCUGAACCUCGCAGACGGCGUUCCAGAGUAAAUGUCAUAGCAGGAAAGAGUUAGUGUAUGGAAGACCUUGUAGAUGACCCAGAUUCCUCUACCAGUGAGGACAAUGAUCCAGAUAUUCAUUUAUUAAAUACAGCUGAAGAUAAUGAAGAAAGAAUGGCUGGAGAGACUGCUGAAUCUCUGGGGAAUUCAGGGAUAACUCAACAAAGUGUAAAAACUAAUGACUUUGUGAUUGUUUGUGUGCUGACAACACACAAUACACGCAAAUACUUUGUGGGUGAAAUAAAAGAGAAAACUAGCUCAGAAUUUCUUGUUAGGUUUCUAAGGAAACAGCAAAAUAAGUUUGUGUGGUCAGAAGUGUUGGACGAAUGCUUAAUAAAAUUUGAGCAAAUUGCUUUUGUACUCAACAAACUAGAUAUUUUGAAGCGUGGUGUUCGUUUCUCAGAAAAAGAACUUGAAGGCUUUUCUAUAAUUUGAGUGGUUUAAGGAGGUUACUGUUACCUCAGAUCACACUAAAUUCAAAUGUAAUUCAAUAAGCUUAUAUAAUAUAAUGGUGUACA